AAGUUGCCGUUAGCGCGCGCUUAAGGCUCAAACUUUUCAUUCUGCUGUCGGAGUUGUUUGUGCUGAGUCAGUGUCCGCUAACAACACACAAAGACCGAACUGCUAGAGGAUCUUUUCUUUCUCCUGCUCAGUGCUAACUAUCUCCUACAGCUUCCAUUUCCACGGAAGGCGGAAAAACACCUUUUCUCUUCGAUCUACGUUCACGCGAAUACUCUACAGCAAACAUGUUCGAGGCUCGCCUGGUCCAAGGCUCCAUCUUGAAGAAGGUGCUGGAGGCUCUGAAAGAUCUGAUCACAGAAGCCUGCUGGGAUGUCAGCUCGUCCGGUAUCUCCCUGCAGAGCAUGGACUCCUCUCACGUCUCCCUGGUGCAGCUCACUCUGCGGCAUGAUGGCUUCGACUCUUACCGCUGCGACAGAAACUUAGCAAUGGGGGUCAACCUCAGCAGUAUGUCAAAGAUCCUGAAGUGUGCAGGAAAUGAGGACAUCAUCACCCUCAGAGCAGAAGAUAAUGCUGAUACACUCGCGCUUGUUUUCGAGACCCUCAAUCAGGAGAAGGUCUCCGAUUACGAGAUGAAGCUCAUGGACCUGGAUGUUGAGCAGCUUGGUAUUCCAGAACAGGAGUACAGCUGUGUGGUGAAGAUGCCCUCUGGGGAGUUUGCCCGCAUCUGUCGUGACCUGUCUCAGAUCGGCGACGCUGUCAUGAUCUCCUGCGCGAAAGACGGGGUGAAGUUCUCCGCCUCCGGAGAGCUAGGUACAGGAAACGUCAAGCUGUCCCAGACCAGCAAUGUGGACAAAGAGGACGAGGCUGUUACGAUUGAGAUGAAUGAGCCCGUCCAGCUGAUCUUUGCCCUGAACUACUUGAACUUCUUCACAAAGGCCACACCGCUGUCCAAAACAGUCACCCUCAGUAUGUCUGCUGAUAUCCCCCUCGUGGUCGAGUAUAAGAUCGCCGAUAUGGGACACAUCAAAUACUACUUGGCCCCAAAGAUUGAUGAAGAGGCUUCCUAAGGUGUCUUCAUCAGAGUAUAAAGGAUGAAACGGAGAGAGGCAGAUGACUGGGACUCAUCCUGAGUGAUGGAAGGACUGAAGUGAUCUCUUGCCUGUAUGGUUGACUUAAAGAACAUUCAUCUGCUGUUAUCUAUGUGAGAAAGCUUCAGCGACAGCUGCUGGUUUAAGUCCUGACAUCCUCCAGUUUAAAUUCCAGCACUAGUUCCUUUGUUCUCGCUUCUUGCCUUGAAUGGGAAACCAGUUUUCAAGUUCUUUCUGUAGAUAACACACUUGUAAAUAAGUCCUGUGGUUUUCGCACUGUCGCUUAACUCCAGAUGUUUUUGUAAGAAUAAAAUCAGUUUGAAAUGAA
Girardinichthys multiradiatus is the source of this 1356-nucleotide messenger RNA. RefSeq names its product proliferating cell nuclear antigen (gene pcna). NCBI's taxonomy places the organism in Eukaryota, Metazoa, Chordata, Actinopteri, Cyprinodontiformes, Goodeidae. Gene Ontology annotation, biological process: regulation of DNA replication; leading strand elongation; translesion synthesis. The record is from RefSeq and is a predicted model, not a curated record. The coding region runs from base 225 to 1007 and encodes 260 amino acids. The transcript has 6 exons. Gene Ontology annotation, molecular function: DNA polymerase processivity factor activity; DNA binding. Gene Ontology annotation, cellular component: PCNA complex.